ACAUGUUGACAUGUGGACCGGUGACAACUGUGGACCUGUGGACAUGUGGACCGGUGACAACUGUGGACCUGUGGACAUGUGGACCGGUGACACCUGUGCGUCAGGAGCCAGUCGCUCGUUGGAAUAUUCUGCAGGAGCUGGUCCUGCAACACGUGGGACCGGAUGUUCUGACUCCAGAGAACAACAACGACAAGUGGUGUUACUAUGAUAUUUUCCCGGAGGCUCUUGCUCAAUCGAUCAUUGACCGGACGCAGUUGGCAGCGGAGAGAAGUUUUCCACUCUUGAACUCGGCACAGAGCGCGACGCGACAACCGUCACUCCCACAUCUGCAAAUCAGAAAGACCAGAAAGACUGGAAAGGCAUAAUGUUAAGGGGGCGGAGCUUCUCUGUGGACAGUGACUGAUCCCUGGCGAAACCUUUAAGAGCGACUAGACGGUGAAGCUGCUCAGACGACGAAGACGCGCAGGACGUUCAACAUGUCGACACAAACCAUGAUGUCCCCUGAAGAGUUCGAGGAGCAGUUCAAGUGCUGCAUCUGUCUGCACGUCCACUCGGACCCGGUGUCCAUCGUAUGUGGACACAACUUCUGCCUCGACUGCAUCGAGGGCUACUGGGACUCGAGGGGCAGGUGGGAAUGUCCGCUGUGCAAACGGACGUUCAAGAAACGUCCAGAACUCCGGAUCAACCGGGAAUUCGCUGAUAUCAUCGACUUCAUUAAAAGGUCGCUCAGAGCAGCACGAGAGGACGGAGGAGUGGACGCGGUGGCACCGGAGCGACGCCAUGAAACCAACAAGGUUCCCUGUGACAUCUGCCUCGGACACAAGGCCACGGCGGUCAAGUCGUGCCUCGCAUGUCAGGCGUCCUACUGUGAAACUCACCUGGCGCCUCACGGGAAGGCGGCGGCGCUGCAGAGACACCGGCUGACGGACCCGGCCACGUUCAGCAGCAGGCACCUCUGCAGAAUCCACGACGAGCCGCUGACGAUGUUCUGUAAGAAGGAGCAGAUGCCUCUGUGUGCGAGCUGCAGCGAGGGGAAGCACCAACACCACCAGGUGGUUCCCCUGGAGAAGGAGAGCAGGAGGACGAAGUCUCAUCUGAGGGCGACGAAGGUCAACGUCGUGCAGAUGAUCCAGGCCCGGCUGGGGAAGAUGGAGGAGAUCACUAAUUCACUGGACUUAAGCAAAAAAGUCACAGAGCGAGAGCUGCAGAGCGGCGCUCAGGUCUGCAGCAAGCUGAUCGCCGCCGUGCUCCGCCAGCAGGCGGAGCUGGUGGAGGAGCUGGAGCGCCGGCAGGAAGAGGCCGAGCAGAAGGCGGAGCAGCUGCUCGCGGAGCUGGAGCAGGAACUCGAUGAACUUCGGACCAAAGGCGGCGAGCUGCAGCACCUGGAGCUCACUCAGAACACGCUCGACCUCCUGCAGGGUUUCCAGACGCUGGGCGCCCUCCCACCCAGCAGAGACUGGUCCCAGGUCUCCGUCUGCUCCGACCACAGCGCCGGGACGGUGAGACGAGCCGUCGGCCGCCUGGUGGGCGUGUGUCAGGAGGCGGCCGACGUUCUGUCUGCAGAAGAGGUCGACAGGAUGAGUCGAUACGCAGUGGACGUGACUCUGGAUCCUGACACGGCGUCGGGCUGGCUGCUGCUGUCCGCAGACGGAAAGAAGGUGAGCGUCAGCGGCCAGAGGACGCCGCUGCCCAGCAGCCCUCAGCGCUUCGACACCUGCGUCUGUGUUCUGGGGAAACGGAGCUUCACGUGUGGUCGACGCUACUGGGAAGUGGAGGUCGGACAUAAGAGCGAGUGGGAUCUGGGUGUAGCCCGGGAGUCCAUCAACAGGAAGGGCGUCAUCACGGUGCGUCCCGACAGCGGUUACUGGGCGAUCUGCAGGCGUAACGGCGGCAGCCUGAGCGCCUGCGUCAGCCCCUCCGUGCCCCUGCCCCUGCAGGAGACCCCUCGGCGAGUCGCCAUCUUCCUGGACUACGAGGACGGAUCCGUGUCCUUCUACGACGCCGAGGCAAAGACGCACAUCUACACCUUCAGCGGCUGCUCCUUCACUGAGCCCCUCCUCCCCUACUUCAACCCCUGUCUCCAAGACAACGGGAGGAACGCCGCCCCGCUGGUCAUCUGCCCGCUCGCACGAGGGAAAUAACCAUCGAGUCAGAUGUUUGACGUGAUUCGUGAGAAGAGACGGAGAUUUUCAACCUAUUGUGGUUUAGAUGUUUAAUCGCUGACCUGCAACAGGUCCAGGUAGAACUGCUCCGAGUAGAACAGGUCAGAGUAGAACAGUUCCAUGUAGAACUGCUCCAUGUAGAACUGCUCCACGUAGAACAGGUCAGAGUAGAACAGAUCCAGGUAGAACUGCUCCGAGUAGAACAGAUCCAAGUAGAACUGCUCCAUGUAGAACAGGUCCGAGUAGAACAGAUCCAGGUAGAACAGGUCCGAGUAGAACAGAUCCAGGUAGAACUGCUCCGAGUAGAACAGAUCCAGGUAGAACUGCUCCGACAAGUAGAACUGCUGUAAGUAGAACUGCUCCAAGUAGAACUGCUGUAAGUAGAACUGCUGUAAGUAGAACUGCUCCGACAAGUAGAACUGCUGUAAGUAGAACUGCUCCAAGUAGAACUGCUGUAAGUAGAACUGCUGUAAGUAGAACUGCUCCGACAAGUAGAACUGCUGUAAGUAGAACUGCUGUAAGUACAACUGCUCCGAGUAGAACAGAUCCAGGUAGAACUGCUCCAAGUAGAACUCCUGAAAUUAGAACAGGUCUGUUGGGAGAAGGAAUCAGAGCUUUGUAUAGAAAAUGUAUAGAAAUGUGUGAAUGUGGGUUUUUUUUUGAAUUCUCAUUGAAUUAAAAUCAUAAAACAUUGAA
Scophthalmus maximus (turbot) is the source of this 2858-nucleotide messenger RNA. Its product is annotated as probable E3 ubiquitin-protein ligase TRIML1. The record is from RefSeq and is a predicted model, not a curated record. The coding region runs from base 477 to 2141 and encodes 554 amino acids. NCBI's taxonomy places the organism in Eukaryota, Metazoa, Chordata, Actinopteri, Pleuronectiformes, Scophthalmidae. The transcript has 12 exons. Gene Ontology annotation, molecular function: zinc ion binding; protein binding.